ACGCUGAGGAAUGUUCUUUAGUAGCGGCCAUUUUCGUUGUUCCAUACCGGUCUUCCUUCGUGCCCUUUGUCCAACAUCAUCCAUCUGGCGAGCGAACGAUGCGACUUCUACAUACCAAGAAACAAAUGUUAGAAAUGCCUACGGAUGUGGAACCCUAUGCCAUCUUAUCUCACCGAUGGCUCGCCGACCGUGAAGAGACAUCUUUCCAGGACUUGUAACACAUGCAAGUUCCUCCUAGUGAAGACCCGUGUGAUGAUCAUGCGGAGCCUACUUUCCCUUCCAACGUUCAAAACAAAGAAGGCUUCGCGAAAUUACAAGGAGCGUGUGAUUAUGCCUCUCGAGCCGGUCUUGAGUAUAUCUGGAUCGACACUUGCUGCAUUGACAAGACCAGCAGUGCCGAGUUGUCAGAAGCGAUCAAUUCUAUGUAUGCAUGGUAUCAAGACUCCGCUGUGUGCUACGUUUACUUGCACGAUGUCGGUGGCGAUGAAGACCCCCGAGCUGGCUUCGAAGAUGCUGAUUGGUUCCGAAGAGGAUGGACCUUACAAGAGCUAAUCGCUCCAGAUAACGUCUAUUUCUUUAACAAGUACUGGAUUAAGAUCGGGAGCAAGGCGACAUUUGUGGAUAUCCUGGAGAAAAUCACUCGCAUCCGCCAAGAUAUUCUGCUGGGUAUACCAUGCAAACCCAGUAUCGCGGAGAAGAUGUCAUGGGCUGCAGGACGAAAGACGCAGAAAAUAGAAGACAGAGCUUAUUCUCUGAUGGGGUUAUUUGGCAUCCACAUGCCUAUCAUUUACGGAGAAGGAGAGAAGGCUUUUAGGCGCCUGCAACUCAAGAUCAUGAAAUCAUCGGAUGAUCAAACCAUUUUCGCCUGGAAAGAUUCACUAGACUAUCCUCAUCCUGACAGGACUCGCGGAUUGUUGGCAUCUGCACCUGACGUUUUCCUGCGGGGUUCUCCGAUCGUCCCCAUCGAUGACUCCGAUUUGAUCGACAGUCUUCACACUGCAAGGAGUCCUAACCCCUUUCAUAACCUGCCGCGUGGUUAUUCCAUUUUGAAUGACGGCAUUCGCAUAACUCUUCCUAUGAAGGAAGCCGGAGAUGCGUGGCUUGCCGUCCUAAGAUGUAAAGGGAAAGAUCAGAAGUUUCCUUACGGGAUCUACUUAACAAAAAGAGAAAAUUGCGAUGGUUUCCUUCGGACUUUGCCCACAAAACUUCAAGUACUCGAUUCCGAAGAUCUCAAGGACCUCGCCCCGCAAACAAUACGUAUUGUGGUCGACCAUCAUAUACUACCAACCAUUAAACGCCGACAAUUCCUCACUCUCCAGUCUACAGAUCCCGUCUGGAAGCACUGCGGCUACUAUGUAUGCCGUACGCCGGGAAGUAGCCAUGAUGUGGGUCAGGGGGGUGGCUACCAAGCUCUUGAUCCCGACACUCGGAUUGAGCUUUCAGAUAACGGCUGAUACCACCGUCCUUGGGUACACCUUCUUACAUAUGAUGACCUAUGCCUACAUGUCGACACUUUGCCACUUCGCCGUCGACCCGUUCCUCCUCCUAUGUCUUCCCCUACUACCCAAUCUAGCAACCGAGCCGAUUCAUUUGUGCUAUCUCGCCCUUCUACCCCCAGAUCUAUUGUUUCUUCUCCUCGUUCACAGUCUCCCUCCUUUACUUCCACCGCACCCGACACCCCACAGAGGCGCUUUUCCACCCCUGUUGCUACCGCCGGAACCAACACCCCACAGAGGCGCUUUUCCACCCCU
Suillus subaureus is the source of this 1751-nucleotide messenger RNA. RefSeq lists its product as uncharacterized. The record is from RefSeq and is a predicted model, not a curated record. The transcript has 4 exons. The coding region runs from base 222 to 1454 and encodes 410 amino acids. NCBI's taxonomy places the organism in Eukaryota, Fungi, Basidiomycota, Agaricomycetes, Boletales, Suillaceae.